AAACCCCGAGCCCCGCAAACCCUAGCCGCCGCCGCCGCAGCAGAAGCAGCGUGAGCACCAGAAGCGGCUGCGGAGAUGUACUCUGUCCUUCGCCGCGCGGCGCCGCUGAGGCGGCGGGCCGCCUCGGCCGUGGUGGCCGCGCUUCUCCGGCAGGAGGCGGCGGGGGCUGUACGGCCGCCGCUCCCGGCGGCGGGGGUGGGUGCGGGGGCGAUGUGGUUCCACUCGUCGCCGGCGUGGCUGGGGUUCCGGGAUACGGGGGCAGCGGCUGCGGCGGCGAGGCCGCAGUUCGCGGCGGAGGAGGGGUUGUUCUAUGAUGAGGAGAAGAGUGGGGCGAGGGGUGGAGGUGGAGGUGGUGCUGCUGCUUCCGGGGAGGAGGGGCUCGAGGUGGCCAAGCUCGGGAUCUCGCCCAAGAUCGUCAACAAGCUCGCCGCUCGUGGCAUAACCAAGCUGUUCCCCAUCCAGAGAGCUGUCCUUGAACCAGCAAUGCAAGGAAAGGACAUGGUUGGUCGUGCCAAAACAGGCACAGGGAAAACUUUGGCUUUUGGAAUUCCCAUACUGGACGCAAUUAUUCGCCACAAUGAAAAGCACCAACCUGGGAGAUUUCCCUUGGCCAUUGUUUUGGCCCCAACAAGAGAACUUGCGAAACAAGUUGAGAGGGAAUUUUCUGAGUCUUCCAAUGUGGAAACGAUCUGCGUAUAUGGUGGAAGCCCAAUUAAUCAACAGAUAAGGCAGCUCAAUUAUGGAGUUGAUGUUGUUGUUGGGACGCCAGGACGAGUAAUUGAUCUGCUCAAACGAGGCGCUCUGAAUUUGGCUGAGGUCCAAUUCGUUGUUCUUGAUGAAGCAGACCAGAUGUUGUCGGUGGGUUUUGAUGAAGAUGUUGAGACAAUUUUGGAGAGGGUACCUUCACAACGUCAAACUUUGAUGUUCUCUGCAACUAUGCCAAGCUGGAUUCGUAAACUCACACAGAAAUACCUCAAGAAUCCUGUUACAAUUGACCUUGUUGGUGAAGAUGACCAGAAGCUAGCAGAAGGAAUCAGCCUUUAUUCUAUCUCUUCAGAGAGUCAUGCCAAACCUGCUGUCCUUGGAGAAUUGAUUAAGGAGCAUGCCAAAGGUGGUAAGUGCAUUGUAUUUACACAAACAAAAAGGGAUGCUGAUCGACUGUCAUAUACCAUGGGACGGAGUUUCCAGUGCCAGGCCCUUCAUGGGGACAUUACACAAGCCCAAAGAGAAAGAACACUCAAAGGAUUUCGUGAAGGACAAUUUAAUAUUUUGGUUGCCACUGAUGUCGCUGCUCGUGGCUUGGAUAUCCCAAAUGUAGAUUUGGUGGUACAUUUUGAAUUGCCAAACUCCUCAGAAAUAUUUGUUCACAGGUCUGGCCGAACUGGCCGUGCUGGAAAGAAGGGUACAGCAAUUGUUAUGUACAACUAUCAACAAAGUAGAGCUAUCAGGAUGGUUGAGAAUGAUGUUGGCUGCAAAUUUACGGAGCUUCCAAAGAUUAAUGUUGAAGGUUCUGACUUGAUGAUGAACGGUGGCUUUGAUUCCUUCGGUGGUGGUGGAUUUGGUCGUGAAGGGAGUGGGCGUUCACGAAGUUUUGGUGGGCGUGGUGGUGGUGGUUUUGGCAACUCUCCAAGCCGAGGCGGUGGAUAUGGUGAUUCAGGCUUUGGUCGUUCAGGUGGAGGAUUCGGCCGUUCAGGUGGUGGAGGAUUCGGCCGUUCUAGUGGUGGUGGCUUCGGUGAUUCUGGGUUUGGCCGUUCAGGUGGUGGGGGUUUCGGAGAUUCAGGAUUUGGUCGCUCAGGUGGUGGCGGUGGUUUUGGUGAUUCAGGAUUUGGACGCUCAGGCGGUGGGUUUGGGGAUUCUGGCUCAGGCCGUUCUGGUUUUGGCCGGUCAGGUGGGGAUUCUGGCUCAGGUCGGUUUGGUGGGGGUUUCGGUAGCUUCGGAGGCAACAAUUCUGGACAAUCUGGUGGGUUUGGCUCCUCCUAGCUUGGCAAUUUCAUACUAGGCAAAGGUAACUACAGUUUUUCAGCUAUGGUAUGGUCGCCUGCUACAAAAUCAGAUGGACGGUUCUCAGAUAAAUAUUGUCUACCAUAACAGAAUGGAAUUCCUGAUCAAUUGUUUGUCCUCCGGUAUCUGAAUCACUUCAAGACUGAAUAUCUAGUGCAAAUAGAAUAUGGUUAUCUUUUAUCGAAUCGGACAUGAAGGCAGCAGAAAAUAAUCACGAGUCUUAUUUUGUUUCUUUUCUCUAGUUAUUCUGCAAGCGUUCGUGUUUGCCGAAGGAGUUAGUUUCUGAUGCGCGGUCUAGCUCAUACCUGUAAAAUAUUGCAGAGGGUAUUCUGCAGAUGAUAUAUUAUAUUGUUUUUGGUAGUUUCUUUUUUUUUAUAUUGUAUUAAACGGUGCCUUUCUGUCACUUGAUGACCAGCUAGUCACCGAAUGACCAGAGUUAUGGCUUCUGCUGUUCUGCAAGUUUUCCUCUGAUGGAAUGCUGGUAGCUAAUAGAUUUUAGUGCCAUCCGCAUCACAACUGCUAACUGUGAAAGCAUGCGUCCGAGUGUGUGACCAUUCCUCUUGUUGGACUCUGUUCAUUACUAGCAUGGACUAAAGAUUAGACUCUACCAUUAAUUAUAGAGCUGCUACUGCUGCUGAACUGAUGCACAUGCCAGAAAAUUAUAAGAAAUGAGAUGAUUUACAUUUUUUGUUGGUGCUGUUUCCAUUUGAGGAGACUGCAUUCUUGACCAGUUGAGAUCUUUGGGAAAGAUCAAUCCAGAUGUGGCAGAAUUGUAAACUUUUAAAC
Oryza brachyantha (malo sina) is the source of this 2787-nucleotide messenger RNA. Its product is annotated as DEAD-box ATP-dependent RNA helicase 9. Gene Ontology annotation, molecular function: nucleic acid binding; ATP binding. The transcript is spliced from 7 exons. The record is from RefSeq and is a predicted model, not a curated record. NCBI's taxonomy places the organism in Eukaryota, Viridiplantae, Streptophyta, Magnoliopsida, Poales, Poaceae. The coding region runs from base 76 to 1980 and encodes 634 amino acids.